AUCUACCCAUCUCACCAAAAUAUCUAAGAGCUUCUUCUUCUUCUGGCUAGGGCUUCCACGCCGACGACGGCUGCCAAAUAAUUUCAAUUUCAUCUUUUCUUCUACAAGGAAUCAUGAAGCCAGUCUUCUGUGGGAACUUUGAGUAUGAUGCUCGUGAGGGUGAUCUUGAACGCCUCUUCAGGAAAUACGGCAGAGUUGAGAGGGUCGACAUGAAAGCUGGAUUUUUAAUCUUGGGAUGCCCAUACUCCUACCAUGCUAUGGCAUGACCAUAAGGAAAUCUAUCUCACUGUCCCAACAAAACGAGUCACUUUCCUUCCGCAAAUGGCACUGCCAUCUUAAUUACAUUUCCUUCUUCAUGACUUUGGACACAUUCCUCUGCCAUGGAGCACUCUGUUUUCAUUCACAUUCCGUCUUGACUACCACAUUUUCAGUUGUUCCUUGACAUAUAUUAUUCCAUAAUACAAGGGUUUGCUUUCGUCUACAUGGAAAAUGAAAGGGAUGCUGACGAUGCAAUCCGAGGGCUUGACCGCAUUGAAUUUGGGCGUAAGGGACGCAGACUUCGUGUUGAGUGGACAAAGGGUGAACGUGGAGGUGAUAGAAGAAGUGGUGGUGGUGGUGGUUCAAGAAGAUCUUCAUCCAGCAUGAGACCUUCCAAGACUCUGUUUGUGAUAAACUUUGAUGCGGACAAUACCAGGACCCGGGAUCUAGAGAGACACUUUGAGUCAUACGGCAAAAUUGUAAACGUCAGAAUCAGGAGGAAUUUUGCAUUUAUCCAAUACGAGGAACAAGAGGAUGCAACGAGAGCACUUGAAGCUACAAACAACAGUAAGCUGAUGGACAAGGUGAUCUCGGUGGAGUAUGCAAUGAAGGACGAUGAUGCAAGAGGGAAUGGACAGAGUCCCGAUAGACGCCGUGAUAGGUCACCUGAAAGGAGAAGACGAUCACCUUCUCCUUACAAAAGAGAAAGAGGGAGCCCUGAUUAUGGUCGAGGGGGUAGUCCCGUUGCUGCGUACAGAAAGGAAAGGACCAGUCCUGAUUAUGGGAGAAGACGUAGCCCGAGUCCUUACAAGAGAUCGAGGCGUAUGAGUCCAGAGUAUGGUCGCGACCGCAGAGGCAAUGAGAGCCCUCGCAGGAGGGAGAGAGUCGCAAGUCCCAACAACAAGAGAGAGAGGAGGAGCCCUGAUGAUAGCCCGUUUAAGAAGGAGAGCCCGAAGAAUGGAGGUGGUGAAGUUGAAAGCCCCAGGAGGGAGAGGUCGAGGUCUAGCCCUGAGAAUGGCCAAGUCGAAAGUCCUAGCUCUAUUGGGAGAAGAGACAGCGAUGAUGGUGCAGAAAGCCCGAUGCAGAAGAGCCGGUCUCGUUCGCCUCCAGCUGAAGAGUGAAUGAAAGUGGAUCCAACCAUCUCUAUCAAAGUAGACUGCUGUAGUCAAACUCUUGUGUCCUCGUGUUUAUUAUCUGUCUCUUCAUACAUUCAAACUCGGAUCUCUUCCAUUGUCGGAUUGAAAAACUUGGUCUUGUAUGCUUAAAAUCUUCCUUCUUACUCUAUUUUUCGUUUUAGUCGUA
Molecule: messenger RNA, 1560 nt
Organism: Brassica rapa (field mustard)
Lineage: Eukaryota; Viridiplantae; Streptophyta; Magnoliopsida; Brassicales; Brassicaceae
Product: serine/arginine-rich splicing factor RS40
Molecular function (GO): RNA binding
Source: RefSeq, a predicted model, not a curated record